This is a messenger RNA of Mangifera indica (mango), 399 nucleotides long. RefSeq names its product norbelladine synthase-like. The transcript has 2 exons. Lineage: Eukaryota; Viridiplantae; Streptophyta; Magnoliopsida; Sapindales; Anacardiaceae. Gene Ontology annotation, biological process: defense response. The record is from RefSeq and is a predicted model, not a curated record. Bases 1 to 399 code for a protein of 132 amino acids.
AUGGAUAUCUACGGCUCCCUUCAGGUCCUCACAAUUAUUAACACAUAUCUGCCAAAUGUUCUUGGAACAGUAAAAGUCUUUGAAGGAACUCCUGGAGUUGGCUAUAUGAAAGAAAAGAUCACAAAGGUUGAUAAUGAGAAGCGUGUGAAGGAAACAGAAACCAUUGAAGGAGGAUUUUUAGCAUCGGGGUUCAAGCGUUAUAUAACUCAAUACAAAGUUAUUGAGAAAAAUUAUACAUCUAGUAUAAUAAGAUCAACAAUAAAGUAUGAGAUUGACGAUAAGUUAGCAAAUCUUACUUCUCUAGUCAACACCAAUCUGGUAGAAAUACUUGCGGAAACCGUUGGAAAGUACCUGACCGAGAUUGCACCUUCUCCUUCUCCUUCUCCAUUUCCUUACUAG